This is a messenger RNA of Penicillium brevicompactum, 837 nucleotides long. Its product is annotated as DUF1445 domain protein. The record is from RefSeq and is a predicted model, not a curated record. Gene Ontology annotation, molecular function: D-glutamate cyclase activity. Gene Ontology annotation, biological process: glutamate metabolic process. The transcript is spliced from 2 exons. The coding region runs from base 1 to 837 and encodes 278 amino acids. NCBI's taxonomy places the organism in Eukaryota, Fungi, Ascomycota, Eurotiomycetes, Eurotiales, Aspergillaceae.
AUGGGAAGUACUAUACCCCCAGCUCAGCAUGCAAGACUGCUCUGUCGCCAGAACCUGUUGACCAACACGGCUGGGAUUGCCCCUGGCUAUCUACAAGCGAACUUGCUUGUCCUGCCAGCAAAAUAUGCCUCCGACUUCCACGAUCUAUGUCUCCGGAACCCUGUCCCCUGUCCAUUGUUGGGCAUGACGGCGGAUCCCGGUGACCCGAGUGCUGUUCGCCCUGCAGAAUGUAUACAAUCGUCGGACUUUGAUGUUCGAACUGAUUUUCCCAGAUACCGAAUUUACUCGGGCGGUAAAUUAAUGGACAGUCGAAGUGACCUGGUGGAAGUGUGGGGGAAUGAUCACGUCGCAUUUCUGAUCGGCUGCUCAUUCUCCUUUGAAAAUGCCUUGACGGCGGCAGGCUUGCCCCCGCGUCACCAAGCAACAGGGACACUAGUUGCCAUGUAUCGAUCCAACAUCCCCUUGUUGCCCGCGGGAGUAUUUACCGGGGGCAACUGUAUUGUCUCAAUGCGACCGUAUCGCCCAGAAGAAAUCGAGGAAGUGCGUGCCAUCACGCGGGCGUAUCGAUUGACACACGGAGAACCCGUCGCUUGGGGGUGGGAUGGCGCGAGGCAACUGGGAAUCGUUGACGUGAGCAAGCCAGAUUUUGGACAGCCUCAAACCUUCAAGGAAGGUGAAGUUCCGGUGUUUUGGGCGUGCGGUGUGACACCUCAGAUGGCCGUCGAGGCAGCAGGGGAUAAGAUCAAAGGCCUUGUUUUUGCGCAUGAACCAGGCCAUAUGCUAAUUACAGACUUGACAUCUGACGCUCUCCAGAGUUCGAAGCCAAGAAAUAUAUAA